Messenger RNA from Lachancea nothofagi CBS 11611, 2066 nucleotides. The record is from the annotation of a GenBank genome assembly. Lineage: Eukaryota; Fungi; Ascomycota; Saccharomycetes; Saccharomycetales; Saccharomycetaceae.
AUGACAGGUGCUACAAGAAAUAGCGACAAGUGGGUACUGGUCACUGGUGGAGCCGGCUACAUUGGAUCACACGCAGUGGCUGAGUUGAUCGACAGUGGUUACAAGUGCGUGGUGGUGGACAACUUCAGCAACUCAUGCUAUGAGCCUAUUGCGAGACUACAAGUGCUGAGUAAAACCGAAAUCCCAUUUUUCAAAGUGGACUUGAUGGAUGGGCCCGCUCUGGAAAAAGUCUUUGAGCAGUACAAAAUCGAUUCUGUGAUUCAUUUCGCUGGGCUCAAGGCCGUUGGGGAGUCUACCAAGAUACCACUCACAUAUUACCACAACAACAUUACGGGACUGUGGUUCUCCUGGAGACGAUGAAAAAGUUUGGCACAUACAAGCUCGUAUUCUCGUCGUCAGCGACAGUAUACGGCGAUGCCACCAGGUUUCCUGACAUGAUUCCCAUCCCUGAGGAGUGUCCCACGGGCCCUACCAACCCUUACGGAAAGACUAAGCUGGCCAUUGAAGAAAUUCUCGAGGACUUGCACACCAGCGACCCCGAAAAAUGGCGGUUCGCAGUUCUCCGAUAUUUCAACCCAAUCGGGGCACAUCCUUCGGGUCUUAUAGGCGAAGAUCCUCUGGGAAUUCCCAACAACUUGCUGCCUUCCAUGGCUCAAGUUGCUGUGAAAAGAAGAGAAAAACUGUUCGUCUUUGGUAACGACUAUAACUCUCGCGACGGCACUCCCAUACGCGAUUACAUUCACGUCGUAGACCUGGCUAAGGGCCACAUUGCUGCUUUAAAAUAUUUGGACCAAGUGAACGACAACCAGGGUCUGUACCGGGCGUGGAAUUUGGGUUCCGGAACCGGAUCCACCGUGCUUGAAGUCUACAAAGCUUUUUGCCAAACGUGUAGUAUUGAUUUGCCAUAUGAGAUUGUGGGACGUAGAGCUGGUGACGUGCUGAACCUGACUGCCAAGCCCGACCGGGCAACAAAGGAGCUCAAGUGGAGUACGCAUUUCAAGGUCGCAGAUGCAUGCGCAGAUCUAUGGAAUUGGACGACAAAUAAUCCAUUUGGAUAUCAAUUGCUAGGUGUUGUGGAUACCUUCUUUGGCACGCCAAAUGAGUAUGAAUCGCGACUCGUAACUAUUGGCCGCGGUUCCGGGUUUGAAGUCUCGCUGAGCAAUUUAGGAGCCAGCAUUGUGGAUCUGAAGGUUGAUGGCAAGUCUGUCACACUGAGUCUCGCGAAUGAGUCAGAGUAUCUCGAUGACCGUAACCCAUACUUGGGCGCCACCGUGGGACGCUACGCCAAUCGCUUACGUGGCGGCAAAUUUAGCAUUGCGGGUGCUGAGUAUCAGUUAGACUUGAACGAAAGCGGCGCUGCAGUUCACAGCUCGUCCAGUUCGUAUCACAAAAGGCGCUUCCUUGGACCUCUUGUCAUUAAUCCUUCAAAACACAGAUACACUGCGAAAUUUGUGCUUUUGGAUACUAAUACGCAAUUCCCCGGAGACGUCUUAACAAAAGUUACUUAUGAGAUAGACAUCCAGGCUAAGGAGCUUACAAUUGAGUAUGAAGGAGAACUUCUGCGUGGUGAGGCUACCAUAAUGAAUCUUACGAACCACACAUACUUCAACCUUAACACAUUCCAAAACACUGGAUAUGAUGGCACCAAUGUAAAGAUCCUGUCCGAUCAAGUUGUUGAGGUUGAUUCCAAGGGUUGCGCUACUGGCAAAAUUACCAAGGUCCCUGAUGUCUCGGCAUUAACGCUGGCCAAAAACGGACCUCAAUUUGACACUUGCUUCGUUACCGGAAGCAAACCUUCUAUAGACACUCGCAAAAACAGUUUGAAGACUGUUUUGCAAGCUUACCACCCAGAGUCAGGCGUCAAACUUACGAUCUCUACCACCGAGCCCAGCUUUCAAUUCUAUACCAAGGGACCCGGUUUCUUGGAAGAGUAUGGAGAGAGAUUAGGUUUCUGUUGUGAGCCUGGUAGAUUUAUUGACGCUGCGAACAUUUCAGAAUGGAAAAGUGCCGUGACUCUUACAAAAGAGGAGGUUUAUGGGUCCAAGAUUUCCUACAAGUUUGACUAG